This is a messenger RNA of Notechis scutatus (mainland tiger snake), 1343 nucleotides long. Its product is annotated as olfactory receptor 10V1. Gene Ontology annotation, cellular component: membrane. Gene Ontology annotation, biological process: G protein-coupled receptor signaling pathway. NCBI's taxonomy places the organism in Eukaryota, Metazoa, Chordata, Lepidosauria, Squamata, Elapidae. Gene Ontology annotation, molecular function: G protein-coupled receptor activity; olfactory receptor activity. The record is from RefSeq and is a predicted model, not a curated record.
AAACAUAUACCUCUAGGCAGUUUGCAUUUUAAUUAAAGUGAGAAGAGAAAGGUACAGCAAUAGAACAGAUCUGGAAAAGAAGCAGUCUGGUUACAUUUAAGAGACAAAACAGUGCCACAAACAGAAAAAUAAAAAUAAGGCAAGAUAGUCAAAUUAAUUAUAUUCUGUUCUUGGAUUCAUCGUAAUUUGCCAAAGCUACUCUGACUAGGGCUGUGCCAUGCAGUUAUAGUACAUGAUAUUGACUUCAUUUGCAAAAGAAGAAGUUGUUGCUGGGGAGGGGGUGGAGGAUUCUGCCCUCCAUCGGCAGCUAGGAAUCCUAGAAUCACCCUGUUGAAAAACACAAAGAACUGCAUCUUUGUGACUUGUUUUCUUCAUUUCUAUCUUGCACCAAAUCAUACUACAUGGAAAGUGAAAACAACACUGGACUGACCUAUUUCUACUUUCAUCCCUUUUCAACCAUCCCAGAGGUGAGAUUGUUGAUGUUUGUUUUUUUCCUAGUUUUGUUCCUGCUCAGUCUUUUGGUGAAUCCUGCUGUCUUACUCGGUGUGCACAAUGAACGCUCCCUCCACACACCCAUGUAUUUCUUCUUGUCGAGCUUGGCCAUGCUGGAAAUAGUCUAUUCUUUUGUCCUUGCUCCCCUUACCCUAGCCAACCUCCUCUCUGCAAAGAAACCCUCCAUCUCCUUGCCUGGGUGUGGCACCCAGAUGUUUUUCUUCAUCUUCUUGGGAAGCAGUGACUGUUUCUUGCUAUCCGUCAUGGCUUAUGACCGCUAUGUGGCCAUCUGCCAACCUCUGCGCUAUUCAAGCAUUAUGAGCUGGAAGGUGUGCACUGCCCUUGUAGCUGGGACCUUCACCAUAUGCUGCUUGUUUGGCAUGCAGAUCACUAUCUUGAUAUUACGCCUCCCAUUCUGUGGCAACCAUGAAAUCAAUCACUUUUUCUGUGACUUCCCGGCUGUCCUAAAACUAGCCUGUGGAGAUACUCAUGCUCAUCAUGCCACAUUCUUCAUCAUCUGUGCCAUUGUCAUGGUUAUUCCAUUUCUCCUAAUCUUGAUCUCUUACAUCUUCAUAGUGAGGGCCAUCUUGCGAAUUAGCACCACUUCUGGUCGGCAACGGGCUUUCUCUACUUGUUCCUCUCACUUGAUGCUUGUCAUUAUGCAGUACGCCUGUGCCAGCGUAACAUACCUGCGGCCUGGCUCCAGGUACUCAUCACAGGAAGGUCAGGUGGUGUCUAUAUGCUAUACCUUUGGCACACCCGUGUUAAACCCCCUGAUCUAUACCAUGCGGAACAGGGAGUUAAAAGAUGCACUGACCAAAAUCCUGAGAAAGUAUCUGCUGUGCAAAUGA